Aquila chrysaetos chrysaetos is the source of this 1749-nucleotide messenger RNA. RefSeq names its product zinc finger CCHC-type containing 9 (gene ZCCHC9). The transcript is spliced from 6 exons. Bases 136 to 912 code for a protein of 258 amino acids. The record is from RefSeq and is a predicted model, not a curated record. NCBI's taxonomy places the organism in Eukaryota, Metazoa, Chordata, Aves, Accipitriformes, Accipitridae. Gene Ontology annotation, molecular function: nucleic acid binding; zinc ion binding.
CCGCCGCGGGGAGGCGGGCGGGGAGGGCCGGGGGCGCCUCACAGGUGCGAACGGCGUCGGGGCGGGUCGCGGCUCGCUGAGGGAGCGGGGUCUGCGCUGUGCUCGGGAGGUGCCCCGGCCGCUGCCCGCCCUGCCAUGACCCGGUGGGCUCGCCGAACCGGCCCUCCCGGCGAAAAGGCGCUGGAUGCGACCCCCUGGGAGGAGAUGGUGAGCGGCCCCGAGGGGCGGGAGGGCCGCCCGGCCCCGCUCUCCCCGAGGACGGAGCCGGGGAAGGGCAAGAAGAAGAAGAACAAGAGGAAGAAGGAGUAUCCGAACGAAGACGUGAACGGGUUUGCGGCGUACCUGAAGCGGAGCUCGCGGGGCGGCGAGGCGGCCGAGGCAGACGGCGCCGAGCUGCAGCGGCAGGUAGCGGUGGCCUUGAAGAAGGACAGGCGGCGGGAGGGGAGGAGGCUGAAGAGGCAAGAAGUGAAGAAAAACGCCAUGGUGUGUUUCCACUGUAGAGAACCUGGCCAUGGUGUUGCUGAUUGUCCUGCCGUACUGGAAAGUCAAGAUAUGGGUACAGGAAUCUGUUACCGGUGUGGAUCCACAGAACAUGACAUCAGCAAAUGCAAAGCAAAAAUAGAUCCAGCAGUUGGGGCAUUUCCAUAUGCAAAAUGUUUCAUCUGUGGUGAGAUGGGGCAUCUGUCAAGGUCAUGUCCAGAUAAUCCCAAGGGAUUGUAUGCUGAAGGUGGCGGCUGCAGGCUUUGUGGCUCUGUGGAGCACUUCAGAAAAGACUGUCCAGAAAAACAGAAUGCAGAUCAGGUUACCGUUGGGCGAUGGGCCACUGGAAUGAGCGCAGAUUAUGAAGAAAUUACAGAAAUGCCAAAGCUGCAAAAAACAGAAGUGAAAGUACCCAAAGUUGUUACUUUUUGAAGGCCUCUUGGCUCUAAACCACAGUUAGCCUGCACUGCUUCACUCUGUAGUAGUGACUACACAGAGUGGAUUGCUGGUUCCAGAAAAUCAAGGAGACUGCUGCUGCUAAAUAAUUUUUUUUUUGUUCCCCCUCAUUUUUCCAGUUUGCCUCCCAAACUCACCGAGUUUACUGAAAAGUUGGGAACAAGAGAAAUACAGCAUGUGUAUCUUUUAUUUUUACAUAUCUCUGCUGAAAUACAGCAUUCCCUCCUCUGAAGAGGGAAAUCGGCUUCUUCUCAUAACAGGGAUCUGGUUGCAGUAACCAAACAGGGUAUGUGCAUUUUAUCAUGGGGGUUUAUGACCACUGGAUUUCAGUGGUCAGUAUUGUUACCUUAAAAGUGCUGCUUUUACUUAUCAGAGAUGAACAUGAUCAUGCUGAUAUUACUAAGAGUAUUUCUCUAUUUCUAUGAAAGGUAUUGUGGGUAUUUUCUAAAGAGUCUUUUUGGGUUCUGGUUUGGUUUUGCCUUCUCCUUUUAGAAAUAAUUGUUUUCUUGCUCUGUAUGUGCCAGCUUGAGCAGUCCUGUGGCCGAGUAACCAGGUAAACUCUGCAGCCUGUAGAGCUGGGGGGUGCAAUUCCCACAACUCAUGGUAGGUCAGGUAAAAUAUGUACAUGCAUUAAUGUGAUUGUUUAUGCAUGUUGGAUUGAAUAUUUGUUGCCUAAGAGAAUACUCCUGAAAAGAGUUGGAGAGCAAGUGAGCAGCUUGCUUAGUUUCUUUACUUUUUUCAAGGAAAGUGCUCAAAAAUCUUCAGUGUUUGUAUCCCUUGGUGAGUUGGGAAUAAACUGUGCUUUGUAUUACA